AUAUAGAAAAUAAAAAUAAUAAACCUCAAUGGCCGCGACACGUGUGUGCUUAAGAAAAUCACUCGCUUAAAACAAACUAUCGAACAACACAACAAAAAAACGCUGGUGAAUUGAAUUGUACACAACAAACAAAAAAAAAAAAACUAAUUGUAUUGUAUAAAACCACAAAAAAAGAACGAAAAAAGCAUUCCAAUGUUGUCCUGUUUGGCGCCAUCGUCUUCACGUUUUGGCCAAGAGGAUAACAUUAUACAGCAGAGCAUGCCAUCGUCCACAGCCUUCUCCAUGCAGUUUCCCUCUUUGGCGUCCUCUUUGCACCACCAUCAAGCACACAGCAAGCCCAGCAAUGUGGCUGCCAGUGAAGAGCAUGCCACGCAUGCAACCAGCGCCACAGCGAAUGCGGCAGAUGACUAUUUGGUCAAGUGCACGCAGUGCCACAAACGCUUCAAUGAGUUUCAGUCCCUCAGCGAGCACAUUGCCCGCGAGCAUCCGCACGACAAGCUCAACUAUGAGCCGCUGCGUCAAGCUGGCGCUGCGCAGCCCGAGAGCGAUGCCGAGGAGGAUGAGCAAAGCAAUUUGAGCAGCAGCAGUCGACGCUACAACAAAUCGCCCUCAAAUAACAACAACAACAACAUUGAGACAGCCAAAAAUCAAAACAACAGCAGCCAACAGCAAUUGACAUCGCCGCUCUGUUCACCUGUUGCCCAAAAUCAACAGCAGCAGCAGCCACCGCCACCGCCCAGCGAUCUCUUUGCCCAUCUGCCGCAUCCUCCGCCACAGCUGCCCGCACAUUUGCAUGCUCAAUUCAUGGCCGCCGCCGCCUUGGCCAUGCAAUCGGCACGCUCCGCCAGCUCACCCAGCCACCCGCUACACCAUCACCAACAACACCAACAGCAGCAGCAGCAACACCAUCAGCAGCAGCAGCAACAGUUGCCACAGCAAGCGGGACAGCUGUUGUUGCCGCCACCGCAAACGGGCAGCAACAGCAGCGUGGGCAGCAAUUCAGCCUAUGAGCUGGAUCUGAGUGCGCCACGUUCAACUUCGAGUCCGGGCUCGACAACGGGCGAUCUCAGCGCUGCCUUUCCCUGCAUGCAAUGCACGGCGGCGUUUGCCACACGCGAGCAACUCGAACAGCAUCAGCUGCUGCACUCGCCCACAGGACAGCAGACGACACAGAAUGUGGCACAGACUUGCAAAAUAUGCAACAAGGCAUUCGCCAAUGUCUAUCGACUGCAGCGCCACAUGAUCAGCCACGAUGAGUCGGCGCUGCUCCGCAAAUUCAAAUGCGGACUCUGCGAGAAGGCCUUCAAGUUCAAGCACCAUCUGAAGGAACAUGUGCGCAUUCAUUCCGGCGAGAAGCCUUUCGGCUGCGACAAGUGUGGCAAGCGUUUCUCGCACUCCGGCAGCUUCUCCUCCCACAUGACCUCGAAGAAAUGCAUCAGCAUGGGCCUCAAGCAGAACAACGGCAACAACAGCAAUCAAAACAACGGCAACAACUCGAAUUCCAAUUCGCGGCAAUUGCUCAAGAGUUUGGAUAAAAACGGACGUUCGCCCACAGAUCAAAUGGCUGGCAAACGUGGCUGCAAGUUGCCACUGGAGGCGACGAAUCCUCUCCUGCCCAAUCCCAUGAACUAUUUCGCUGGCGAAGCACAAGUGCCACAAGUUCCGGCUGGCGCUGGAGCUGCGGCCAAUGCGGCUGCGCCGCCUUUCUAUCCCAACUACAGUGCCAUGAGCACAGCGUUGUUGGCGUUUCCCAAUGCCUUCAUGGCUGCUGCACUCGAUCCACGCAUGCAUCCCUAUAGCAUACAGCGACUGCUGGAGCUGACAGCCGCACAACAGCAUCAGCAGCAACAGUUGCACCGCGAGGAGCAACAGCAACUAGAGCAACAGCAGCACUUGGAGCAACAACAACCGUUGUAUGAGCCCAGCAGGGAGGAGGAAGAAACGCCCGAUGAACCCAAACUUGUGAUGGAUCUGGAGGAGUCAGAACUGAAGCCAGCCAGUCCAGAGUUGCCUGCAGCUGAACCCGUUGUGCCGCUAAAGCAGGAGCCAAGUCGCGAGGCGACGCCAGCGCUGUUAGAAAGUGCGCCUGCCACGCCCCAAAACAUCAAGCAGGAGGCCCAAGAGCCGCAGGAGCAACAGGAGCCAGAACUGCAGCUGGAAGAGCAAGAGGAAGAGCAGCAGCAGGUGACGACGCCACAAGAGUUGCGCUGCAGUCGCUGUGCCAAGCAGUUCAAUCAUCCCACAGAGCUCGUGCAGCACGAGAAAGUGCUGUGCGGUCUGAUCAAAGAAGAACUCGAGCAGCACUAUCAACAACAACAACAACAACAACAACAACAACAACAGCAGCAGCAACAACUGCAACAGCAGCAACAGCAACAUUCAAGCUUUGUGCUGCCCAGCGAUGCUGAAGAGGAGGAAGAAGAUGUGGAGGAGGAGCCACGUUCCAUGCAGGAUUACAACGCCGGAGGCAGCAGCGACAGCGGGGAGCGCAAAGUUCGUGUUCGCACCGCCAUCAACGAGGAGCAGCAGCAACAACUCAAGCAACAUUACGCACACAAUGCGCGUCCAAGUCGCGACGACUUUCGCCUGAUUGCCUCGCGUCUGCAGCUCGAUGCCCGUGUCGUCCAAGUGUGGUUCCAAAACAAUCGCUCACGCGAACGCAAGAUGCAGAGCUACAACAACGAGCCACAAGUGGCAGCCACAACAACAGUUGCACCAACAGCAGCUGCAGCGCCUUCCGCUGCCGAUCAGCCGCUGGAUUUGUCCGUCAAACGCGAUGCUUCUCCGCUCUACGGACUUGCGCCACAACCCAGCGCUUUGAGCGUGCCCACAGCUGAUUUUCCCGAGAGCAUGGCCAUCAAUCUGAGCCGCAAGCUGUCCAGCUCGGCCUCGAUGUCGCCGGCCUCGUUGUCGCCCUGCUCGGGUGCCUCGUCGCUGCAACAAUCGGCAGCUGCUGCAGCCGCCGCUGCUUUGUACUUUGCGCCGCCCUCGCCACCGAGUCAUCUGCAUGAGGCAGUGCCUCCGUUGGCGCCACGCGGUCAACCCUUUGCCAACUUGCCGUCCUAUCUGAUGCCCCGACUGCCCAUGGAGGCAUUGUUCCAGAUGCGUCCCGGCGGCGAUUAUGCGCCCAAUCCGCUGAUGAACAGUAUAAAGCUGCCCGACUAUCGCGGCACCAGUUUGAGUCCCGGUGGCAGCGAGAAACGUUCGUGGCGCGACGACGAUUCGCGCAUCUCGCACGACGAUGAUUACGUUUUGGCAGCCGCAGCGGCAGCUGCAGCUGGAGCAGGUCCGGGUGGAUUGUUGCCACCGAAGCCGAAGCGUGCCAAGGCCGAGACACAUGGACAUGCGGGUGAUCCUGAUCUGCCAUUCGUGUGCGAUCAAUGCGACAAGGCGUUUGCCAAGCAGAGUUCCCUGGCACGUCACAAAUACGAGCAUUCCGGUCAACGACCCUAUCAGUGCAUGGAUUGCCCCAAGGCCUUCAAGCACAAGCAUCAUCUGACGGAGCACAAGCGUUUGCAUUCCGGCGAGAAGCCAUUUCAGUGCUCCAAGUGCCUGAAGCGCUUCUCGCACUCGGGCAGCUACAGCCAGCACAUGAACCACCGUUACUCCUACUGCAAGCCAUACAGGGAAUAGGUAAGCGACACCUCAGUGCCGCCCACCUGCGUCGCCAACAACAACAACCACGGCAACAACAGUAGUAACUCAACGCGUGCUCGUCGCGGUCCAAGCGCCGCUCGAAGCAACAGCAACAGCAAUCACCAUAGCUAUCCACAUCAAUUGGCUGCCAUGGCGGCAUUUCAGCAGCAUCAACAACAGCAGCAACAGCGACUGCACCAUCACCAACAACAGCAGCAACGUCUUGGCUGGCCAGCGUCUGGCGUCAUGUUGCCACCAGGAGCAGCAACAGCAGCUCAACCUCCGCCACCUCCGCUGCUCUCAGCCAGCGCUUACAAUCAAGCAACAGCUGGAGCACAACAACAACAGCAGCAACCACCGCCGCCGCCUCCUCCCACAUUCUUUGCCAGUCCGUUGCAUCAUGCGGCAUUGAUGGCGCCACCGCAUCCACAUCCGCAUCCAUUGCCGCUAACGCCGCCAACGUCGGGGCCCGCCUUUAACUAUUUCAAUGCCAAAAUGUUGCUCAACUAAGAAUCGUCGACUAACAGCGCUCUAACAGUGAGUUAACAGCGCGCUAACAGUGCACUUAAAUGUUGUACUUAAACACACACUCGAAAUAAAUCUCAAAUUGUGCAGGAACACAACGUGAAAGUCAAGUCAAGUGUUGCACAACAAAAGCUGGCAGCCCAGUCUCGAGUCUCCGCGAGAGCAGAUCAAAUAUUUUUUAUAGCAAUAUUUUUAAUGUGUCAUUUGAGAAUGAAUCGAAAAACACAAAACACAACAAAAAAAACACCUAAAACAAAAGAAAAAAGAGAAAACCUUUCGUUUCAUCGAAUUUAUUAUUAUUAUUUUUUAAGUUUUUACCGAGUAUUUUUUAAGUUUAUACAUAUUUCUUUUACAUAUGUAUGUACAUUUAAUAACACUUUUACGUUUAGUCGAUAAGAGAAACGUCCCAGUACCAAGUGCUGCGAAAUACUCAAAAGCUUUCAUUAUCAAAAGGAAAAAUGUGUGGCAUGCACCGCAUUCUUAUUACAUGUUAUAUCAUUAUUAUUAUUAUACUUUUUUUUAAUCUUGGCAUUAUUUACAAUAUUAACUACGCUCUAGUUUCUUUACUUUAUCAUUUAAAAAU
Messenger RNA from Drosophila albomicans, 4744 nucleotides. RefSeq names its product zinc finger protein 1 (gene zfh1). Gene Ontology annotation, biological process: regulation of transcription by RNA polymerase II; anatomical structure development. Gene Ontology annotation, molecular function: RNA polymerase II cis-regulatory region sequence-specific DNA binding; DNA-binding transcription factor activity, RNA polymerase II-specific. Bases 193 to 3633 code for a protein of 1146 amino acids. The record is from RefSeq and is a predicted model, not a curated record. NCBI's taxonomy places the organism in Eukaryota, Metazoa, Arthropoda, Insecta, Diptera, Drosophilidae. The transcript is spliced from 5 exons.